Molecule: messenger RNA, 2255 nt
Organism: Oryzias latipes (Japanese medaka)
Lineage: Eukaryota; Metazoa; Chordata; Actinopteri; Beloniformes; Adrianichthyidae
Source: RefSeq, a predicted model, not a curated record
CUGCUGUCAUGUUUGAUGGGGUUCUGACAGAUUCGGUUCUCCUCACGCGCACAUCUUCAGGACGUUUGGUGAAUGUCAGACGGAGCCCGUUUGGGUAACCUUCACAAACAUCGGACAAAUGUAACUCAGUACGCCUUCACGGGUGUAUUGGAGUCCAGAACCCGCCUCAGAACCCUUUGUCUAGAACCGUGUCCAGUCUUCGUGGCUGGUUCCGUCUGUUUGCCAUGUGACAGGACUCUACUCUGCUGCUUUAGCGCGGUUUCUCUGUCAUAGUUACAGAACAAAGUCGUUUCCUCCAGAACAGAGACUGAAGUUCAUGUAAAGUCCCACUGUGAUUCCAGAGCAGCUGAAAACGACUCAGAGCCAUCAAAUCACAACCGUUCUACUGGCUACAGCCUGGAUAUGCUUAUGUCUGCUUUGUGUAGAGCACCAUCACCUCUGCAGGAGUCUGAGGUCAUCAGCAGAACAAUAUCCAACCUCGAGGCCUGAUGGAGCUGUGGACUCCUCACCUGCUGUACACCAGGGAGCUUGAUCCAUGUCUAGUACCCAGCAAACAACCAUAAAGGGUGGGAAACGUCAAUACCCUCAGACUCAUUUUCCCCCACCCUUCCCCCUGAAUUGCCUCUGUGGUGACACUGUCCUGCCCUGCCCUACCCUGUUUGUGACCUACGGCAUGCUGGGAAAGCUGAAGCAGAACCUGCUGGUGGCCUGCCUGGUCAUCAGCUCAGUCACAGUCUUUUACCUUGGCCGCCACGCCAUGGAGUGCCACCAUCGCUUCGAAGAGCGCAGCCUACCUGGCGGGGUCCUGCCUUUGUCAGCGCUCGGAGGCAGCAUGCGGACCACCUUACGGACCGGCCAGAAUCUCAGCACGCCUUUCGUUUACAACAAAGACAUGCCUCUCAUCUUCAUUGGUGGUGUGCCUCGCAGUGGGACCACACUAAUGCGAGCAAUGCUGGACGCACACCCAGAUGUGCGUUGUGGCGAGGAAACCCGUGUCAUCCCACGCAUCCUGGCUAUGAAGCAAAUGUGGAGUCGUUCAGGCCGGGAGAAGAUGCGUCUGGAUGAGGCUGGUGUGACGGAUGAGGUGCUGGAUGCAGCCAUGCAGGCCUUCCUGCUGGAGAUCAUCGUCAAACAUGGCGAGCCUGCCAGCUUCCUCUGCAACAAGGACCCUUUCGCGCUCAAGUCUCUUUCUUACCUGGCCAAGAUUUUUCCUCGUGCCAAGUUUUUGCUCAUGAUCCGCGACGGGCGAGCUUCUGUCCACUCCAUGAUCUCAAGGAAAGUGACCAUUGCGGGGUUUGACCUGAACAGCUACCGGGACUGCCUGACGAAAUGGAAUCGGGCCAUCGAGACCAUGUACACUCAGUGCCUGGAUGCAGCAGACAAAUGCCUCCCUGUGCACUAUGAACAGUUGGUUCUCCAUCCUGAAAAAUGGAUGAGGACAUUACUAAAAUUCCUAGACAUUCCUUGGAAUGAUGCUGUCCUCCACCAUGAGGACCUCAUUGGGAAAGCUGGGGGAGUUUCCCUUUCCAAGGUGGAGAGGUCCACAGACCAGGUCAUCAAGCCUGUCAACGUGGAGGCCUUAUCCAAAUGGGUGGGAAAGAUCCCCCCUGACGUGGUGAGGGACAUGGCUGUCAUCGCCCCCAUGCUUUCCAGGCUGGGUUACGACCCGCACGCCAACCCCCCCAACUACGGCCAGCCCGACCCCAAGGUUCUGGACAACACUCGGAGGGUCUUUAAAGGUGAAUUUCAGCUCCCAGAUUUCCUAAAAGAGCAGUCACAGAUCCAGAAGUCUGCAGAGAAGUCCAGCCCCAGUUAGGACCAGACGGGGCGCCACCGCCGCCAUACCGAGGACUGAGUGGAACAGAGGAUUCUGGGUCUCACGAGGCGGGAUUGGCCCUCACCCUCCUCUUCCUCCUCAUCGCCUUUAGGAGAGCCGUCAGCCUUCAAUGUUGUACCUUAAAGAGAACACGCCUCUCAGCACCACUGAAUGUCUGCCGAUCAUCACAUCUGUGUCUCAUCGCACCCAUCGAUUCGUAGGAAUGACUUUUAGAGACAAAUUGUUACUCUUGUAAGAAAGUACAGAAUCUGAAAUCAGCCCAAGUAUUUAUGAAUGAGAAAUUAGCCUUUGAACAGAUGCAAUACCUAUUUUAAUGUUUGUUUUUUUCAUGCCUUUUGUAUUGUGCAAUGUCAUGGGUACUGAUGAGUUUGAUGUAACAACAGUGAUGAACAAAGAUUUAAAAAAAAAAAAAAACAGU